Messenger RNA from Malurus melanocephalus (red-backed fairy wren), 1962 nucleotides. RefSeq names its product G-protein coupled receptor 35-like. The record is from RefSeq and is a predicted model, not a curated record. Bases 7 to 945 code for a protein of 312 amino acids. The transcript has a single exon. Gene Ontology annotation, cellular component: membrane. Lineage: Eukaryota; Metazoa; Chordata; Aves; Passeriformes; Maluridae. Gene Ontology annotation, biological process: positive regulation of Rho protein signal transduction; phospholipase C-activating G protein-coupled receptor signaling pathway. Gene Ontology annotation, molecular function: G protein-coupled receptor activity.
CCCACCAUGAACUGCACCGACAGUGACACACAGCACAGCAUUGUGCUACUGCAGCUGGUUGUCUACAUCCCCGUGCUGGCUUUCGGGAUCCCGCUGAACACCAUUGCUUUCUGGGUCUUCUGCUGCAAAAUCAAGAGGUGGACCGAGACCAAGGUGUACAUGAUCAACCUCAUCGUCGCAGACAGUUUCCUGCUCUUUACCCUGCCUUUCCUGCUGUAUUUCACCAAGUACAACCAUCCCAUAGACCAGCUGUGUUUUGCCAUACAAAACAUCUAUUUCACAAACAUGCCUAUGAGCAUCCUUAUCAUCACCCUGAUUGCGAUUGAUCGAUACAUUGCAAUCAAGUUCCCUCUAAAAGCAAAGACUCUUCGAUCCCCACUGAAAUCAGCUUUUAUCUGUGGCUUUCUUUGGAUAGCACUUAUAAUUUAUUCCAACUUGUAUCCAAGACUUUACAAUCACUGGGACAAUUGCUGCUUUCGGAAACAAUCUAUUCAACCUAGGUAUUUCUCAUUACUCUUCAGUAUCUGUGGGUAUUUUAUUCCCUUAGGGAUUGUGAUUUUUUGCUCAGUAAAAGUCAUCAGAUGUCUAAAACAGAAAAUGGUCACAACCCCUCAUGAGACAAAAUUAUUUCAGAAGGCUGUGCACAUUGUUUCUGUGAAUUUGUGUGUGUUCACUGUCUGUUUCUCACCUUUCCAAAUCUCACUGCUCUUGCGGUUUGCAGUGGAACUUGCUGGAGCUUCUUCUCUGCUCUCAGGAGUUACAACCUUUCUUAAGAUCUCUGCAUGCUUAGCAAAUUGUAACUGCUGUUUGGAUGCAUUUUGCUAUUACUUUGCAGCCAAGGAAUUUCCAGAAUUUUCUUCURUGUUCCCCAAGUGUAUAUUUAUAAGGUCCAAGACGAACCAAAGCGAAGAGUCGCAGCCACCCACGGAUCAAGUGAUGGCAUAAACCAUGUGUAGUGCAUGGCAGGUGUCAAGUGUCACGAUGCUGCUGAAGUUUUCAGGCACAGGGAAUGGAACCACCUAAAGUACUGGCAAUCUUACAUAGGCAUACGUACAAAAAAGAGCAACCCCCUCCAAAGGGUCUGAUGGUGACUUGAAUUUUGUCCUGUGUCCUCAAUGACUUGACUUCAGCUCUGACUCCUUUCUUGUGUCAUUGCAUUGCAGCUCCAAGCGCCUCCUGGUGACAGCUGUGUCUUGGUUGGCUUCAUAGUCCUUCAUUUUCAGUGUCUUCUGACUUGUAAACCUCUGAAAAAUGUCCUUCCAGGAUUGCAAGCUCAUAUUCUGCUCAUUUAAACUUAGAGGCAAUCAAGUUCCUUAGUGACACAGAGUUCCCGUACAAGUCUGUUACCUUGCAGUGACACUCAUCCAGACCACAGUCUGAAACCACUGACUAGACCUUGGUCAAAUGAACAUGCAAAGGACUACCCCAGCACGGAAAGUAUCCCAUAUCCAAACAUUAGCUCCACCUGCUUUGUGUCAAUACUUUGGCAGAUAACAGGGUGGAAGCUGCAGUGAGAACUGUGCUGUGAAAACGGGUGAAACAACUCAGGUCAUCCAGCUGAUAAUUUAUGUCCCARUUUUCUUCUCUGGUGUAUUAUUUAAUGCUCUGAUAUUACUGGUAUUUCWCUGCAGGCCUGUGUGUGUAUGUGACCAAUUUAACCAUUGCACACUGUAUAGCCCUCGUUCUGUCUUCUAAAUUCUCUUUUCAAAGACAGGAAAAAAUACUGGAAACAAGGAGUGCCUGAUCUUGAAAACCAUCYAUUCCUUAAGGAGAUGUGUGAGUGCUGUCACCCUUGUAGCCAUCCACAAGUAUUCUGCAAUUAACUGCCCUCAGAGAGCAAGAGGCUUCCUGACAGACAUCAUUUACUCUCCACGCAAGUAGAGUUCAGCAAGGAAAAAUACUUCAGAAACAGAACAAAGGGCCUUMAAAAACAUUUUUGGCUCUAGGAUUCUCUUCUGGAAC